Molecule: messenger RNA, 1056 nt
Organism: Colletotrichum spaethianum
Lineage: Eukaryota; Fungi; Ascomycota; Sordariomycetes; Glomerellales; Glomerellaceae
Product: 3-dehydroshikimate dehydratase
Exons: 1
Coding region: 1-1056 (351 amino acids)
Source: RefSeq, a predicted model, not a curated record
AUGCCUUCUCGUUUAGCCAUCAGCACCAUGUCGCUCGGGCGAUGCUGGGCAGGCCACAGUUUUGAACACAAGAUGGACAUGGCAGCCAAGUAUGGCUACCAAGGCAUUGAGCUCUGGCACGAAGACAUGAUGGACGUGGCCGAGCAGCUGCCCGGGGGCGCCGCCCUGCUCGAGAACCAACUCGCCGCAGCCGGCAUCGUCAAGAGAAUGUGCGACGUCCGCAACAUCGAGAUCCUUUGCCUGCAGCCUUUUCAGCAUUUCGAAGGUCUCAUUGACCGUGAACAGCAUGCUCGCCGCAUCGAAGAGCUGCGUGUCUGGAUCCAACUCGCCCACGUGCUUGGCACAGACUUGAUCCAAAUCCCCAGCAACGUCUUGCCGGCGGACCAGGUUUCCGAGGAUCUUGAGCUCCACGUUGCCGACCUUGCCGAAGUUGCAGACAUUGGCGCCGCAUCCAACCCUCCCAUCCGUUUCUCAUACGAGUCCCUCUCAUGGGGGACGAGAGUCGAUGUUUGGGAGCGCUGCUGGGAGGUUAUCCAGCGGGUCGACCGGCCCAACUUUGGCAUGUGCCUCGACACCUUCAACAUCGCCGGCCGCAUCUUUGCCGACCCUACAGCGGCGUCUGGAAAGGUCCCUGAUGCCGAGCAAGCCGUCAAGGAGUCCAUCCAGCGGCUGCUCUCGACCGUUGACGUCUCCAAGAUCAUCUACGUGCAAGUCGUCGACGCAGAACGCCUGGCCGAACCCAUUUGCGAAACACACCCUUACUACAACGCCGAGCAGCCGUCGCGCAUGUCGUGGUCGAGAAACUGCCGCCUAUUCUACGGCGAAUACUCAAGAGGGGCAUACCUCCCCGUCCGGGAGAUUUGCGCCGCUAUUUUCCAAGGCCUUGGGUUCGAAGGCUGGGUCAGCUUCGAGCUUUUCAACCGGAGGAUGUCCGAGGAGGACCACGAUGUCCCCGAGGAGUUGGCAAGGAGAGGAGCCAUCGCCUGGGCCAAGCUUGUGAGGGAUAUGAAGUUGAAAGUAGACGAGCCGUCGAAGGCGGUAACAGCGUCACUAUAG